ACUUACUGACUGACCAGUGACUCGGCCAAAGAGGCCAGUAGGCGCUCUUAAUCAUCUACUUCAACGUUUACGUCACGGACCCUACGACGGAAGCUACUAGCUACAAAACCAAGGAGUUUUUAAUGACUACUCGAUCAUUUAGGAACAGUUUUAGCGCACCACACCUGAUACCUUUUACCUGGAGGCUUGUGACCAUGGCUGUGGGGACGUGUUGGCCAUCGAUAGGGUGUCAACCGACAUGACUCUCACCGUAAAGAAGGACAUUCCUGCAUCAGCUGAGACCAGGCCAAUAUGUGGAGUCAUGGGUACCGUGCGUCUGGUGGCAGGUAUGUACCUGAUUGUCAUUACCAAGAAGACCAAGGUGGGCGAUCUCUUUGGCCACGUCGUAUGGAAGGCUUUGGAUUUUGACAUCAUCUCCUACAAGAAGACAAUAAUACAUCUAACAGACAACCAGAUGCAAGACAGCAAGACCUACUUGUCCAUGAUCAACAAUGUCCUCCGUACAGCCAGCUUCUACUUUGCAACAGACUAUGAUCUUACCCACACUCUGCAGCGGCUGGCCAACACCAGUCCUGAAUUUCAGGAGAUGAGCCUCCUGGAGAGGGCAGAUCAGCGUUUUGUUUGGAAUGGCCAUCUGCUGAGGGAGUUCAUUGCACAGCCAGAGUUGCACAAGUUUGUAUUUCCUGUCAUCCAUGGAUUCAUCACCAUGAAGUCCAGCUGUAUCAACGGCAAAGUCUUUGACUGGACUAUUAUCUCAAGGAGAAGCUGCUUCAGAGCUGGUGUGCGAUACUACGUCCGAGGGAUCGACUCCGAGGGCCAUGCUGCCAACUAUGUGGAGACGGAGCAGAUCGUGCAGUGCAACACUGCCAAGGCUUCCUUUGUUCAGACCAGAGGCUCGAUCCCCUUCUACUGGUCCCAAAGGCCUAACCUCAAGUACAAGCCGAGACCACAGAUCAGCAAAACCGUCAACCAUCUGGAUGGAUUCCAGAGACACUUUGACUCUCAGAUUCUUCUUUACGGCAAACAAGUCAUCUUGAACCUGAUCAACCAGAAGGGCUCAGAAAAGCCACUGGAGCAGGCCUUUGAAAAGAUGGUGGCCAGCCUUGGAAACGGCACCAUCAAGUACGUGGCGUUUGACUUCCACAGGGAGUGCAGUCGGAUGAGGUGGCAUCGCCUCCAGCUCUUGUUGGACAUGGUUGCUGAGCUCCAAGAGGAAUUUGGGUAUUUCCUGGUGGAUUCAGACGGGAAGGUGCUGUUGAACCAGGAGGGGGCAUUCCGGAGCAACUGCAUGGACUGUCUGGACCGUACCAAUGUCAUCCAGAGUUUGCUGGCCAGGCGCUCCCUACAGUCACAGCUCCGGAGAAUGGGCAUCCUCCACGCCAACCAGCACUUGGAGGACCAAGCAGAUUUUGAGAAGAUGUACAAGAAUGCUUGGGCAGACAACGCAGAUGCUUGCGCCAAACAAUAUGCGGGCACCGGAGCCUUGAAGACCGACUUCACCAGGACCGGCAAAAGAACUCAGUGGGGGCUGCUGAUGGACGGCUGGAACUCGAUGAUCCGAUAUUACAAGAACAACUUCUCCGAUGGCUUUCGACAGGACUCCAUCGACCUGUUCCUGGGCAACUUUGCUGUGGAUGAAGGCGAUACCACGACACCACUGCGAGAGCCCAAGGACUGGAAGUUUCUGACGUUGCCGAUCAUCAUGGUGGUGGCAUUCUCCAUGUGCAUCAUCUGCUUGCUCAUGGCCGGCGACACCUGGACCGAAACUCUGGCUUACGUUUUGUUCUGGGGAACAGCCAGCGUGGUGACCGGCGGCCUGAUCCUCUUCAACGGGCGGGACUUUGUGGACGCACCCAAGCUGGUCCAGAAAGAGAAGCUGGACUGAAUGUGUGUGUGUGGAAAGCAGCUCACUACCUCAUCAUCGCCUUACCCCCAGCAUCAUCAUCAUCAUCAUCAUCAUCAUCAGGCCUGGAGCCUGUACUAGCCCCAGAGGAGCCUGUACUAGCCCCAGAGGAGCCUGUACUAGCCCCAGAGGAGCCUGUACUAGCACCAGAGGAGCCUGUACUAGCACCAGAGGAGCCUGUACUAGCACACAGAAGAGCCUGUACUAGCACCAGAAGAGCCUGUACUAGCACCAGAGGAGCCUGUACUAGCACCAGAGGCUGGAGUGGAGGAAGGUGAGGUCAGCGGCUGCUAUCCACACUGUUCUUAUGUACAUAUUCAUAUAUAUAUUUGUGUGUCUGUGUAUUUAUAUACUUAUAUAUAUAUAUAUAUAUAUAUAUAUAUA
This is a messenger RNA of Nerophis lumbriciformis (worm pipefish), 2287 nucleotides long. RefSeq names its product phosphatidylinositol-3-phosphatase SAC1-B. Gene Ontology annotation, cellular component: endoplasmic reticulum. The record is from RefSeq and is a predicted model, not a curated record. Gene Ontology annotation, molecular function: phosphatidylinositol-4-phosphate phosphatase activity. Gene Ontology annotation, biological process: phosphatidylinositol dephosphorylation. NCBI's taxonomy places the organism in Eukaryota, Metazoa, Chordata, Actinopteri, Syngnathiformes, Syngnathidae.